Molecule: messenger RNA, 1125 nt
Organism: Naegleria lovaniensis
Lineage: Eukaryota; Heterolobosea; Eutetramitea; Acrasida; Naegleriidae
Exons: 2
Coding region: 1-1125 (374 amino acids)
Biological process (GO): pantothenate biosynthetic process
Molecular function (GO): pantoate-beta-alanine ligase activity
Source: RefSeq, a predicted model, not a curated record
AUGAAAAGCACUCAAAUGCUUGUCGCAAAAAGUUUAUCGGAAUUCAAUGUGAUGAGAAAACAGUUAUUGGGUUCGGGAGGUAACAAGUUGAUUGGAUUUGUACCAACCAUGGGAAAUUUACAUGAUGGGCACUUGGAGUUGAUGAAGACUGCCAAACGUCAUUCCGAUAUUGUUGUGACAUCCAUUUUUGUAAAUCCAGCACAAUUUGCUGCUCAUGAAGAUUUUGACAAGUAUCCCCGAACUCUUGAAAAUGAUUUAAAUAAGAUGAAAGAAAUUGGUGUUGACUUGGUUCUUGCUCCACAAAAUAUUACUGAAAUUUAUCCAAAAGAAUACAUGACACGAGUGUUUAUGAGUAAGAUUUCAACACAAACUGCAGCAGAAACACAUCCCUUAAGAAAUACUCAGGGUGGUGGUACUAGUUUGAAUCAAGAAUCGAAAAUAUUUGUCAAUUGGUUGGAAGAUCAACCAGAAGCACAAUGUCGUCCUGGAUUUUUUGAUGGUGUCUCGACUAUUCUUGUUAAAUUGUUUAAUAUUGUGAGACCACAAGUGGUUGUGUUUGGUCAAAAAGAUGCUGUUCAAUGUAUGGUAGUGAAACAACUUGUGAGAGAUUUAAAUUAUGUGGAUAUUGAGAAGGUAAUUAUUGGUGAAACAUGUCGUGAAAAGGAUGGCUUGGCAAUGUCCUCAAGAAAUCAAUAUUUAUCCUCCAUAGAUCGUACAUUUAUUGCUCCAAUUUUAAAUCAAACACUUCGAAGAGCAGAAGAAGAAUUAUCAAAAUUAACAAAUUCUGUGAGUCCUCUCACCAACCAAAUACUUCAAAAAUGGUUAGAAGAUUCAUAUGAAUAUUUAGAGCAAUUAUUUAACAAGAAUUUGAAAGAACAUUAUUCUGGUCAAGAUCUUUCAUCAAUGGCCUCGUCAAAGUAUUGCAUUGAUUAUUUGAGCAUUUGUGAUUGGGAGAAUGGUCACGUUUACGGUACAAUCUCAACCAAUAAGGAAUACAGCGUUCCAAACUUCAAGAUUGAAAGUGCCGAUCAAAACAGAGAGUUAUGUCUUUCAGGAACGAUUAGAGUGGGAGGCACACGAUUGCUUGACAACCUUAUCAUUAAAAGAAUUGCAAUACAGAAUUAA